This is a messenger RNA of Uranotaenia lowii, 5841 nucleotides long. RefSeq names its product activating transcription factor 7-interacting protein 1 (gene wde). Gene Ontology annotation, biological process: regulation of DNA-templated transcription. The transcript has 5 exons. Gene Ontology annotation, molecular function: transcription coregulator activity; protein binding. The coding region runs from base 375 to 5318 and encodes 1647 amino acids. The record is from RefSeq and is a predicted model, not a curated record. Lineage: Eukaryota; Metazoa; Arthropoda; Insecta; Diptera; Culicidae. Gene Ontology annotation, cellular component: transcription regulator complex; nucleus.
CUGCAGCUUUAUUUAUUAACUUAGAAUUUAGUUUACCAAUUCGUAACGAAUUACAAGAACUGUGUAGUGUUAAGUACCUGUAGUAACGAAUUUUUCGGGAAAGUUGUCAGGUUCUAGCAAAUAGAUCCCGAUCAAAAACCAGUGUCCCCGGUCAAGGGUGACCAUCAACCCAUAAACCGAACAGCUUACUAAUUUUUAUUUAAACAAAAAAUCUGUGAUCUUAGCUCAUCGGUUUUCAUCGCAAAUAUAAUUUUAACUGUUGAUUUCAAUUAAAUAUAAAUGUUUCGUAACUUUGGAGUUGGUCUGAUCUGAAAAUUCACUGGUAGAGGAUCAUCAGCAAAAAGCUACCAUUCUGGAAAAGAAAAACUAUAAUAAUGAUGGAAGUAGACCAGCCGAUUACGAACGGAAACGGACUAGCCACAAAGCUACCGGAAGCUGAUGCUGUACAAAGUAUCAAACAAAACGGAGCAGUAGGAACACCACAGCCACAGUCGGCAACUCUAGCGGAAGAAGAUGUGGUUAUGGACAUAGAUGAAACCCUGGUCGAAUCGUCCUCGGUUUCGACCCUAGCCGGAAAGGGUCUCGAGGACGAGGAAAACAUGGAACGGUUGAUGCUGAGCGAAACGGAUGACAACGAUGAAGAGCUACUCGACAACACCAUCAGCUCCGGCACCGAACUAGUUCAGACCAUAUCGGAUACGUUGAUCGAGGAUAUCAUUCAGCUCAACAAAGAUUCUCAUCGCGCCGAAGAGGAGAAGCAGGAAGAGGAGCAGGGAAAACAAGAAGCUGCCAACGAAGUGGUAACGCUAGACACACUCAUCGAUGACGAGCUAGACGAGAAGCUGCUCCUGGAAGGAGACGACGAUGACGAUGCCGUCGAGAUUGGAGUGGAAGUGGACGAGAGCGAACUUCUUGCCGAAACGUUACCUUCUGUCGAGCUUGAGAAGCUAAUGAAGGAAGAUGAACCAGUCACUGUCGUUGAUAACAGUAUUGUAGUGAAGGUACCGGAAGCAGAUGCUACGAUUCAAGAUCUGACUGACAGUUCGACAGUCGUGGAUGAUGAAGCGGGACUUAGUAUUCUGAACACGGCUGCGGUAGAUAUGACUUCCGUGGAUGAGACAGAAUUGGAUGAACCGAUGGAAGACGAAGAUGCCGCACAGAAGGAUACACCUGUCUUGGAAGAUCUAAUGGCGGAAAUAGAAAACGGGGAAUCAAACCCGGUGGAGCUCGAAACAGAUCCUGCUGCACCCGAACAAUCAGAAGUUCUGCUCGAAAAAGAAGAGCACAUGGUCAGGUCUGAAGCACCAUCGCCGGAUUUAGAAGAUUUAAUAAAGUUUUCAGAUACCGUUGUCGAAGUCGAUGAAAAGGAAACCUUACCAGAGCCAGCUAGAGUCGAAUCUGAAACACCUGCCAUUGUUGACCUUCCUGAGGAAACUAGAAUCGAAUCUGAAACACCUGUAAUUGCUGAACUUCCUGAGGAAAGCGUAUCAAAUGAAAGUUUCACGGCAGCAGAAAAAUCUUCUUGUCAGCCAGAAGCUUCACCGGAAAUAUCUGACCUAAUCAAAUUUACCAGCAUUCUUGAACCCCAACCGUCAGAACCGUCAGAACCGGAAGCUAAUCCAGAGCUACCCAGUGAAGUUGAAAGUGAAAGCUCUGAAGCUGAGAAGGAUAAUUCAGAACAAGUUACUGAAAACACGAAAGUAAGGCAAUCGGAAAAUGAAUCAUCAGAAACUAAGGAUACCCUCAAGGAUCAGCCAGUCAUUGAUGCUGAACCCAAAGAAAGUCCAAAAGAGGAUGUUCAGUCGGAAGAAACACCCGUUGAAGAAACUGAUAAAGCAGAGGAAACGGUAAUCGAAAGCGUUUCUAAGGAAAACGUUGAAAAGGAUUGUGCUGCAAUAGAAUCGGAGCUUUCGGAUUUGAUACGUUUUUCGGAACCGCUUAAGAAAAGUGAGGAAGACGAGAAAUCGGAAGCUAGUUCCGAGACCAAAACCGAUAAAACAGAUGACGAUAAAUUAGAACCAAUUGAGGAAAAAGUCGAGGAAAAAACUGAUAAAUCGGAAACAGUUGAGGAAAAGGCCGAGGAAGAUACUGAAACGAAAGACAGCGAAGAAGAUGCGCAAACAUCGAAGAUCACCUGUCCCCAAGCUUUGCAGGCGGCCGACGAGGAAGAUCUAUUGGAGAUGAUGGAAGAACCGGAUCGUGCCGAACAGGAUGACGAUCAACACGAAGAAGAUGGCGAUGAUCAUAGCAGCGAAUCGGGAAGCGCAAAACCGGAGACUGCCCAAGGUGAUGGUGAAGAUGAUGAUUUUGACGAGGAAGCCGAAUCGGAUUAUAUGGCAGUGGACGAUGAAGAGGCCAGUAGAAACGCGGAAGACGCGGAGGAAGGAACCGAAGCCGAACAAAAGGAUGACGAAGAGGCUGACGGAGAACCACCAAGCAAGCGUAGAUGCUCGGUCGAUGUUAGGAGCCCUCAGGAAAAGGUUAACGAAAGCCUGAUGGAAGCUGUUGAAAAGGAGGUGUCAGAAAAAGAAGUUAUCGCAGAGGAGACUAAUGAAGAGGUUGCCCCGAAAGAUGAGAAGCUGGCCGAAAAAGAAGAAUCGACUAGUGAAAAGGAAGCUACUAAGGAGAAAAAGUUGGAAGCUAUGGAUGUUUCAGAGGAUACACCUGAUGUUGCAGAACCGAAGUCAGAAAGUGAACCUGAGCUGGAAGAAAAGUCGGAAGGAGUUCCUGAAGCAUCUGUUGAGGUCGCCAAAAAGACAAGUGAAUCAGUCGAAAAAAGUGAAACACAAGAAGAGACUAAAGUGACUGAGGAGUCUCUGAAGGUAGCAAAAACGGAAUCUGAAGAAACUGUUGAAGAAAAAUCAGAAGAAGUAACGAAAGAAGUUUCAACGGAAGCAGCAGAAUCAUCAUUAACAGAGGCAACAACAAAAUCGUCGGAAGAAGUUCCAAAAACAACGGAAAAAUCCGAAAAAGACGACUGUGUUGAAAUUGAUGGUGCCGAAUCUGUUGAAGUAAAUAAAGAAAAAAUUGCUAGUUCAGGAGAAGCUCCUGCCACAGAGAAGGCAAAAGCGGAAUCAAAGCCGGAAGAACCCAAAAAGGACACCGAAGAAGACACGAAAAAAACGAAAGACACAGACGCACAGGAUGAAAUUUUAGUUAUCGACGAUGAUGACGACGUGCCCGAGAAAAAAGCGGAGAAGAAAGAAGCCGGUGUCAAACGGCCUUGCCCAUCGGAUGAAGAUGCCAACGAAGAUUCCGCGAAAAAGGUUCGUCUAUCAGAUAAAAAAGAGGAAGACAAACCGGGUAAGGAACCUGGCAAAUCAGCGCUAGAAUCAAUCGAACCCAUCAAAAUUGAUCUAGACCCGGAGCCGAAAAUGUUAAAGGAACUGAAACCUGUUCGAUUAGAUUUCCUGAAAAAAUUCAAAAAGCCAUUGGAGAAGAUGAAUCGCUCUGACUUGGAGGAGUUUGUUUUGCAGAAAAUAGUGGAAGGGAUUGCUUUUAAGUCGACUAUUGCGGAUAUGCGUAAUCAGCUGGAGGCGCAUGAUACAUUACUUCAGGGCUAUCGCCAAAAGGUGCAUGAUUUGAAUAAACAAUUCAAAGAUUUGGAGAUGGUCCACGAGCGUGUGGUGAAAGAUUUGGAAAAGAGGAACCAGCACUUUAUAACACCGGUUAAGAUUACUCGUGCUGUUGGUUUGCAAGUUUCUCAGCCGAGAUUUGGCGCCAACAAUCGACAAUCGGGUGUUAAUACGAAUUCGCCUGCCACAAAUUCCCCCAAGACACAAACAAGUAGGUCCCAGCCGGCAACUCCUACUCAAACGGGACCAUCUCCUACUAAAGCAUCUCCUCAAAACUCAAUCCAAGUUAGGAAACCUCAGUUCAGCAGGACAACGGCUGCGAACAAAUCCAAUAUCAAUCAAUCUGCUAUUUCGCGCACGGGUGCUACUGUCAAUUCCAUCAAUAGGAUAAUUCCUUCUGGAACGGCAACCACACCAGUGAACAAAAGCAUCACUCCACUACAAUCGCCGGUGUCUACACCGCAACAACAAAAUUCACCCGCACAAAACGCUCAACAGCAAUUACCACAAGCAACUUCAGCGAAUAUUGUCCGAAAGAAACCAAUUCAAAAGUUUACUCCUAUGCGUCCGCCCCUCUCGUUAACCCAACAGGUGCAACAGCAACAGCAAACUCGACAGAUGCAAGAACAACUUUUGAGGCAACAGAUUCAGGAAUCACAAAACCCUGGAAGCGCUCCGGGAAGCCAACCUCAAAGUCCCCUAACGCAAUCACCUCAAGGUUCUCCCUUGACAAGAACUCCAGAACCGGCAUCAUCUCCAAUAGGAAACGCUUCUGGUCGCGUACCUCCCAUUGUUGUUAAAAAAGUUGGACCUCCGAAUGCCAUGCAGAUCGUCAAUCGGCCAACUCCUAGUUCUAUUCCUCCUGCCUCUACACCUCAACGUCCAAAUCAGCCAACGAGUACUGCCUCCAGUCCGGCUGUCGAUAACUCUCUGAUCGAUUUGACCGACGAAGACGAUGGCCCCAAACCAAGUCCGGUACAACAGCCAACACAAGUACAGGCUAACGUUGUUCCCAAACCACCGAUUACUCUUUUGAACGGACAAACUCAUCUUCAACAUCAGUAUGGUCAGCAACGACAGCAGCAACAGCAGCAGCAAGGUAACCUACCACCUUUGGUUGUUAUCAACCAGCAGAGGUUGGUGGCCAGACCUCCGCUACAACAGCGGCCAACAGCAGCUAAUAGUUCAACUACUGCAGCUCGACCGAUGCUCAUUCAGCGCCCAGGUGUUACCAACGGUUUGCAGCGCGGCAUGGUUCCAGGACAAAUGCAGCAACAGCAGCAGGUGUUCAAAGCGCGUAUGGCAAACGGACAAAUUGUUCGAGCGCAACUGCAGCAGCGAACUACGAUCACCUACCGGCAUCCGGCACCGUUACCCCAGGCGGCACCACAGGCUGUUAAUCCGGGCUGGAAGCAAGCCCCUCCUCGACCUUCCAUACGUAUUAACAACAUCGAAACGGGUAUCGUCAUCUCCUGGACGAUGGAUGAUCUCUCCGAAAGCCAUGCGACCAUCGUUAGCUACCAGAUAUAUGCGUACCAGGAAACGUCCGCUGCGCCGGCAGUCGACAUGUGGCGCCACGUGGGUGACGUCAAAGCGAUGCUGCUCCCGAUGGCCGUCACCCUGACACAGUUCCAGGAAGGUCAACGGUAUCAUUUCGCGGUGCGGGCUGUCGAUGAGCAUCAGCGCAUUGGCCAGUUCAGCCCUCCGCGGACCUGGAACGAGACAGCCCCGGGCAAAGCCUAAGUUGGGUAGAUUUUAUCCAUGAAUAUUUCUAUUGAAUAAGGUCUCUUUUUAAUAGAGUGUACACUUCUGUAUGUCCCGGCGUGUCUAGAGCAAGAUUUUACCUAUAUAGCAGAAUAGGACAGAAAAUGAUAAUUAUGAUAUAAAAUACAUCUAAACAGAUUUAAGAAUCAUUUGCUUUAUGGGUGUGUUCUAUCAGCAAAAUUCUAUAUAAACUAAAAAAAAUAAACAAACUAACAAAUAUAGGCCCAUUUGGAGAGGUCAGUCUAAAAGUAAGUAAAAAAACAAACAAGAGAGUUCAUCUCGCCGGUCCGAAGGUACAGUGGAACGUGUUUCCCGAACACUUUUACACAGUAACUGAUCGUAUAUAUUCCAGGUACCUUAUGGUAAAACUGUCGACGCUCGUAAAAUACUGUCAUUAGCAAAAAAUUGAAAUAGAAGUGUUGUACUACCUAGUUAGGCUUACGAUAAGUUAUGCUUUUAGAGAGAUAAGUGGCGUUUAGUAAUAAAUUAUGAUUCAAUUUGA